AUGGAUAUUGCUAAACAUUCAUAUACUCCAGGAUGCCCAAUUCUUUACUGCUUACAAGAUCUUAUGAGAAUUUGUAGUGAAUCCAGUACUCACUUUGCAACACUUACAGCAAAGAUGUCAAUAGCCUUGGAUAAGUGGCUAGAUGAAUGCCAUGCCCAAUCUCACUUUAUUCCAGCUUUGUUCCGACCUUCUCACCUUGAGCGGAUAAAGAUGAAUGUUAUAAGCACUGAAUGCAGGGACAGAGCCCAUUGAGAGAUCAAGAAUAUUUUCUAUAAGGCUAUCAAGAAAUGCAGGCAGUCAGAAGAAAAAGUUGAUGACAUUCUCCCAUCUUUACUAGACUCUACAUUCAGAUAAGAAGUGUCAGGUCACACGUUAAGCUGAGACAACAACUUAUACAUGAAAAUAUUGCUGCUGGCGGGACAGCACACCUCCUCCACCACCAGUGCCUGGAUGGGCUUUCUUUUGGCCAGAGAUAAACCGCUUCAAGAAAAGUACUACUUAGAACAGAAAGCGGUGUGUGGCGAGGACCUGCCUCCCUUAGCCUAUGAGCACGUUUUGAAGAAUCUGAAUUUGCUUAACUGAUGCAUAAAAGAAACGGUAAGACUGAGACCUCCUAUAAUUACCAUGAUGAAGAUGGUCAAGUAAGUCUCAAUUGUGGCAGGGUACAGCAUUCCUCUAGGGCAUCAGGUGUGUGUUUCUCCUACUGCCAACCAAAGGCUGAAAGACUUCUGGGUAGAACGCUUGGACCAUAAUCUUGACUGCUACUUACAGAAAAAUUCAGCACCAGGAGAGAAGUUUGCUCAUGUGUCAUUUGGAGCUCGUAAGAGGUUUGCUUAUAUUUUAGGUCCCUAUAAGAGUAUCAGCACCCUCAACCAGCAGGAAGUAGCCUAA
Molecule: messenger RNA, 891 nt
Organism: Myodes glareolus (Bank vole)
Lineage: Eukaryota; Metazoa; Chordata; Mammalia; Rodentia; Cricetidae
Source: RefSeq, a predicted model, not a curated record